ACAGGUCUUGGCGUUCUACACCGAGUCUUUGCCUUGGAUGUCUGUGACCGGACCUGCGGAGAAGGAGAGAAGAGCUUGACCGAGACCUUUUAGUAACCGAAUCUUGAAUACCUGAAGUUCGUAGACUCGGUACUCUUGCUAGAAUCAUCGCACCAGGUUCGCUACCAAGUACCUAAGUAGCCUGCCAGUUGCCCUAUCCGUUCCUGGCAGCCCAUACUUCCUCGUAGAUUGUCGAGCUUCGUGGCUGCAUCUCCUGCACCUUCCACCGCAACUGCCUAGGUAUACACUACUUAGCUACCUUUACCUCCAAGUACCUUAGCUACCUACAUCCUACUCCUACAUUCACCACAAAACCAACCAGCCUCAACAACCUCAACAAAUUCGUCCUACCUACUCCUCUUCUCCUUUCAACUCCUGUCGUCCAUCUCCUCUCACCACCCCGUCACCUCCACACCGCGUUCUUGACCUUGGUCCGGUCUUGCACCUCUCCUCACCACCGACAUCAUGGCCCCCAUCACCGAUGAAAAGUUCAACGACCUGAAGGACCAAUAUCACCAGUUGGAAGAAAGAGUCAAAAGGCUUGAACACUCUCUAAAGACUGGCGAGAGCAAACCAUCCAUCUCCGAGUCCAUGCGCAUGAUCCUCAUCGGUCCACCGGGUGCUGGCAAGGGCACUCAAGCUCCCAAGAUCAAAGACAAGUACUGCGUCUGCCACUUGGUAUGUCCAUCUCAAUGCCUGUGUGCGGCCAAUUCCCAUUAAUUCAUAUUUCUACCUGCAGGCCACCGGAGAUAUGCUGCGAGCCCAGGUCGCCAAAAAGACUCCUCUUGGUCGGGAAGCUAAAAAGAUCAUGGAUCAAGGUGGUCUGGUCAGCGACGAUAUCAUGAUCAACAUGAUCAAGAACGAGCUCGAUACCAAUAGAGAAUGCGCCAAUGGUUUUAUCCUGGAUGGCUUCCCUCGCACCGUCGCUCAAGCUGAAGGCCUCGAUAGCAUGCUCAACGCCGAAAAUAAGCCGCUCAAACAUGCCAUCGAGCUUCAAAUCGAUGAUGGUCUGCUUGUAUCCCGUAUCACGGGCCGUUUAGUCCAUCCCGCGUCCGGCCGAUCCUACCACAAAGUCUUCAACCCACCGAAGCAGCCCAUGACCGAUGACAUUACUGGCGAGCCCCUGAUCCAACGAUCCGACGACAACGCAGAAACCCUGCAGAAGAGACUGGGCACCUACCAUGCCCAAACAACUCCGGUCGUCGGAUAUUACAAGACCAAGGGCAUCUGGUCUGGUAUCGAUGCGAGCCAGGAACCCGCACAAGUUUGGAAGAGCAUCUUGGGCGUGUUUGGUGAUUCCACGGGAUCCUCCUCGAGCAAGAUCCUUAGCAAGAUUGGUCUACGGUAGAUGCAUAUGGGAGGACAAUGACUUGUCUGAAUGGCACGGUGGUCGCAGUCUCUUUGAUUGCUUUGAGCCACUGACGAGGAUCAGCGAAUGACGGCCAAGACAUGCUCAUGUUUUGGUCCAGGAUGACUUUUCGACGAGGUUCAGGACAAUCGAAUUGUCAAUGUCUGCAUGUGUAAAAGAUACUGGGUUUUGGGAAGGCCAAAAUCUGCAUCGGUGAGUGGAACCUCGCGACAAAAGUUUCCUGACUCGAGUAUAUAGCUUGCACCCAUAGCGAGGGACGAAUACCAAAAGAACAAGAUAAUCUCCAGCA
Molecule: messenger RNA, 1697 nt
Organism: Exophiala mesophila
Lineage: Eukaryota; Fungi; Ascomycota; Eurotiomycetes; Chaetothyriales; Herpotrichiellaceae
Product: adenylate kinase, variant
Exons: 3
Coding region: 791-1387 (198 amino acids)
Biological process (GO): ADP biosynthetic process
Cellular component (GO): mitochondrion; cytoplasm
Molecular function (GO): ATP binding; AMP kinase activity
Source: RefSeq, a predicted model, not a curated record